Mya arenaria is the source of this 824-nucleotide messenger RNA. RefSeq lists its product as uncharacterized. Gene Ontology annotation, cellular component: intracellular membrane-bounded organelle. Gene Ontology annotation, molecular function: 2 iron, 2 sulfur cluster binding. The transcript is spliced from 2 exons. The coding region runs from base 273 to 617 and encodes 114 amino acids. The record is from RefSeq and is a predicted model, not a curated record. NCBI's taxonomy places the organism in Eukaryota, Metazoa, Mollusca, Bivalvia, Myida, Myidae.
GACUAAACUCAUAAACAUAAUAAUUUAUUGAUUUAAAUAAUAAAAUUUCAAUGUCAAUAUUUUUGUUCUUAUUCUAUAUUGUAUGCAUUUCUCAACAUCCUUCUUUGCGUAUGUUGUAUGCAAAUGUAAAAACCCUUCUUUGCCCAUGUUGUAUGCGAUACCAGUACUCUAUUUCUUUGUUGUAUGCAUUUCAUACCGACCCAAAUUUCUAGUUGUCUCCCUUGAAUCAUUAACGCGCACGUUUCUGGAAAGAAAACGUCUUCCUGACUGUGAUGGAAUUUAUUGCCACUUUGUUUAAAGUGACAUUGCCUCAUUAUUUACAAGGUUUGCCCAUUCCGACAAGUUUGAUGGGAAUCACAAAUAUGACAGAAAAUGGCGCUCGACCGAAGACAAAGGCUUCGCGAAAAGUUCAAGAGGCCAUUGAGUCUCUAGUGGAGGAGAACAAGGAAAUACAAGAGGAGCUUGUGAAUUUGACUCCGAAGAAGGAGACCUCUUACGACUCUCUGGAUGCUUUACAUCGUGAACGCUCGGUUCUACAACAGCAGAUAGAAGAGCGGCGUACCGACGUCACAAGAGUGGUAUAUGGCCGUAUUGCACUGGAGCGGAAUAUGGGUUAAAGUAUUUUGUGAUAUGUAUUGCAUGUGAAUUGAUGAUGGGUAUAAAAUAAAGAAUAAAAUUAUGUUUGGUAUUCCAUUCUCACUAGCAGUGUGAUGAACUGCUGAUACCAUGUUAUGAAAUUUGAUGGUCAAAGUAUUUAAAAGACAUUUCAAUAUUUCAUACUUUAAAAACGAUAUUCAUCUCAUCUUAGUCUACUCAACUUGCUU